This is a messenger RNA of Zea mays, 1366 nucleotides long. RefSeq lists its product as uncharacterized. The record is from RefSeq and is marked validated. The coding region runs from base 183 to 1220 and encodes 345 amino acids. Gene Ontology annotation, molecular function: carbohydrate binding. The transcript has 2 exons. NCBI's taxonomy places the organism in Eukaryota, Viridiplantae, Streptophyta, Magnoliopsida, Poales, Poaceae.
CAACAUCGAGACGCGGAGACGGAGACUUGACCAUCAGCAAGUAAGACUUGACCAUCAGUCUGCAGAGCGGAGCGAGGUAACUGCAUAUGCAUGCUAAUGGCGAAGGCGACGAGUCAGCACACUUCACACAAGCUUUCGCGACGCCCAUCGGCACUAGCUAGCUAGCUAGCAGGACGGCGGCGAUGAGCUCCACCACCACAACCACAACACGUCUUCUCGUCAUCCCGCUUGUCUACUUGAUGCUCGUUGCCAGUGCCAGCCAUAGUGCCCUCAGCUCCGCUUCUCUCUUCUUCGAUGUCGACUUCUCCAACGCCUCCACGUUCAGCCUCGCGGACUUCACGACCGCCGGCGACGCCGCGUUCCACGGCCAACGCUUCGACCUCACGGCGAACGCGUACAGAGCGGGGAUCUCCGACAGCGUCGGCCGGGUUGCGUACGCGCACCCGGUGCCUCUUCGGGACAACGCCACGGGCCAGGUGGCCAGUUUCACCACAUCCUUCACCUUCGCCAUCAACAUCACCGACAUGAACAACAAGGGGGACGGCAUGGCCUUCUUCCUCGGCAAUUACCCCUCGGGUCUGCCGCCCAGGUCGGAGGGAGGCGCACUCGGCCUCUGCACCGACUACUGCGUCAACCGGACCGCUGGCAGGGACAGGUUCGUGGCCGUGGAGUUCGACACGUUCGACGACUCCUGGGAUCCCCACCUGACCUACGACCACAUGGGGAUCAACGUGAACUCCGUCGUGUCCGUGGCCAACAUCUCGCUGCCGAGCUUCAGCCUGAACGGGCAGAUGAGCGCGCGGGUGGACUACAACAGCAGCACCAGCGUGAUGGGCGUUGACCUGAGAUUCGACCGCAGCCCCAAGUUCGGCAGCGCUACGCCUAUCUUCAACGUGAGCGCCAAGGUGGAUCUCAGCUCCGCGCUGCCGGAGCAGGUGGCCAUCGGUUUCUCGGCGGCGACCGGCGCGUCCAUCGAGCUCCACCAGUUGCUCUCUUGGUCCUUCAGCUCGGUAGCUCCUGGGACUGGGAGCCCAACCGAUCCAGGUGCUUUGGCUUCAUCGAAUCCCAGAACAGGACUGAAAGUUGCUCUUGGAAUCACUAGCUCGAUAUCCAUCUUGCUCUGCGCGGCAGUUGUUGCUCUGCUCCGUGCACUACGAAGGAAACACCUGGCGUUGGCUGAGAUACAGCUAGAAUCGGAUGCUCGAGGAAGGCUCUGUUAGCAACAACUGGGAAGGGGAUCCAAGAGGAAGAGCUCAGAGGAGAAUAAGACUUGGAGAAGGGAAUAGCUGGGAGGAAGACGAGUUUGUCUGAUAUUUGAUAGCUAAAUUGUUCAUGCCCCUAUUACACAAGUGUUUGUCUUUUAUAU